Molecule: messenger RNA, 650 nt
Organism: Plasmodium cynomolgi strain B
Lineage: Eukaryota; Apicomplexa; Aconoidasida; Haemosporida; Plasmodiidae
Product: VIR-like CYIR protein
Exons: 1
Source: RefSeq, a predicted model, not a curated record
AUGCUCGGGGAUGAGGAACAAAUUACCAAACCACAGUGUGAAUAUUAUACGAAAACUAAUUUAAAAGACUAUUUAAAUGAAGAAGAUGAUUCUUUUAAAAUAGGUUGUGCCAAUGCUUAUAGUCAUAUAACAAAUAUCCAUUAUCAUCCUGAUAAAAAUAUAAUAUCUGCAUUUUGUGAAUAUACCAAUUACUGGUUCUAUGGUAAGUUGAAAUCAACUGAUAAAAUUACAUAUAAUGAGAAGUUAUUGCAAGAAUUUUUUAAGGGAAAUGGUAAUUUAGAGUAUUGCGUAGGUCAUACGGAAGCUAUUGACGAACAUACAUAUAGUUACCUUAAAAAAUUAGAAAAAUUGUAUGAGAAAUUUUAUAUUUUUGAAAAAAAACCUUCAACUCAAGUUCAUAAUCGUUGUGAGAAAGGUGAUGAAUGUGUACAAGGUUAUAAGAAACACAAGAGUACAUGUAUUGAAAAUGGUAACAAUAGAUUUUGUAAUGAAUUAGAAAACUUUCGAGAUCUAUUUAAUACUCAUCUUAAAUCACAAACUGAGUGCAAACACAUAGGAGAAUUACCAUCCUUCCAAGGAUCUUCACUAGCUGCUACCAUUUCAAUCCCAGUUUCUGUAAUGUCAGUAAUAUCUUUCUUUUCAUUUGUUAC